Oikopleura dioica is the source of this 651-nucleotide messenger RNA. Lineage: Eukaryota; Metazoa; Chordata; Appendicularia; Copelata; Oikopleuridae. The record is from the annotation of a GenBank genome assembly.
AUGUCAGAAUCGGACUCUCAAAAUACUUUUCAAGAGAGGUAUGAAGCUUGGGCAAACCAGAUUCCUUGUAUUCGGACAAGUGUACGUGGUGAUUGGAGGGACUACGUCUGGGAAUGGAAUGAAUCGUUGCCAUGUGAGUCCUGUGAAGUUUUAACUGACAUUAUGUGGAAAUUUGGAGAAAAAUCCUGGUGUUCAGCAUGUUAUCUUAAUUCGGACCCACAUAUUCGGAGAACUGGAAAGCCAUACAGAGUUGAUGCUAUUCUCUUUUGCCAAUGGUGUCAGAACAAGUUGUCUUUUUGGGAGGCGUGUGAAGGCAUAUGUUGCAACAUAGGACUUGAACGGCAACAAUCAUUGCAAACCACGUUUUUUAUAUUCGAAGAACCAAGUCUUCGCGACCGACACAUUCCAUUGGAACUAAAACAACUCGAUGAAAUCAAAAAAGAACAAAAAUUCCUUCAAUACGACAAUGAGCUUGCUAAGCUCAACUACGGGUUUUCACAAGAACUACUUGCGAAGCUCAAAUACGAGUCCACACAAGAAAGACUUGCUCUUCACGACGAAAAGGAAAAAAUGGCUCGUGAACGUUUAGGUCGAAUCCUUAUCAAGGCUGGAAAAUCAUUGAUCGCCAACGAGGACACAAAAAAGGGGUGA